This is a messenger RNA of Haemonchus placei, 1230 nucleotides long. NCBI's taxonomy places the organism in Eukaryota, Metazoa, Nematoda, Chromadorea, Rhabditida, Trichostrongylidae. The record is from the annotation of a GenBank genome assembly.
AUGUCUCAGCCUUCUCGACUGGAGAAAAAAGCGCAGGACUGCAUCGAUAGGGGAGAGUUCUAUGAGGCUCAUCAAGUCUACCGUACUUUGUAUUUUCGGAAGACGCAACAGGAACAGUAUGAUGAUUUGCUCCAAAUUCUUUGCAACGGAUCGAAGAAACUCGGUGAUGUGAAAGAAGCACUGAGCGCUCUCGAUCUUGCCGAACUCUACGCAGAAACGUUACUGAAGUCAAAGACUGAACCCUCCGAGAAAAUUUUCGAGCAGCUGUCUUCUGUGGGUGGUUAUAUUUCUUUGCUUCUGCAGCUUUGUGAUCCGAGUUUUCCCAUCCCUAGCGCAGAUUCAUUGAACAAGUUUAUUUCUACAUGUGUGAAAUGGUCUCAAACUGUUGCAAGCAGACGUCGGGAGCGGAAGCAUGGCCUCAGUGAAUUACACUACGUGAUUGCUCAAGCGUUUUUACAUCACCGAAACUACGUGAAUGCUCGAAAUCACAUGCUCUUCGCCGAUCAUCCUGAAGAAUUCGCUAAACUACUACACACUAUCCGCGAAGAGGGAGGCAGCAAAUCAUCGGAGGCAGAGAUUUUCUGCGUACUUCCUUUCCUGCAGAUGCUUACUACUGUAUGGAUCUUCCAUAAGAUCACCGGUUGGGCAGGACCUAUUGUGAAGCUCUUAGCAAUGCACCGUGUUCAUACGGCAUCCAAACUUUUGACGGCCUAUUUGGCAAUUCUGAACGAGUCACCGUCUUGCAAUGGUUGUCGCCAGGAACUGUUCAACUUUCUCAAAAUGCUCUGUAGUGCACUUAAUCUUCAUGAUGUGAGAUUUGCUUAUAGUAAACAAGUUCCUGUGAAGGUCAUUAAAUUUGUUCAGGUGAAACUUUUUGACCAUUUGGUUGAAGCGUAUAAGCCGCACCUGGAUGUUGAUCCCACAUAUCAUAGCUACCUAGAGAAAAUUGGCCAAAUAUUCUUUGGGAACCCACCGAAGAAUAAGAACGACUCAUUUGGUGGACUUUUCGGAAAUAUUUUGAAAGGUAUAGAUUUGAGAGUGCUUGGCGAGAAGAAAGAAGAAGAUGAAAUUUUCUCUGACUCUGACUUCGAAGCUGGAUCGAUACAUACUGGACGAUCUGAGACGGAAGACGCCUAUGAAACCGCGGAAGAAUCGGAGAUGACCGAAUGCGAUCGUCAAAAUCCACCACCAAAACGUGCCACGGAGGAGAUUUUCGAUGACCUCGAUUAG